AUGUCCCGCAAGCAGAAGGGAAAACAAAGAGAGCGCGAUGAAGACGACAUCAUUGUCGUCGAGUCAGAUCCGGAAAAUUCAUUAGAGAACUGUACUGAUGACAAGCAGCGCCGUUCGAGCACCAAUGAAUCGGAGGUGACGGAGCAUAGUGAGAAUUGGGAGCAAGAGAAUAAAGCUCAAACAGCGGAGAAGAAACCCAGGCUGAAAGAUAUGAAAGCGAUGUUACGACAAAUGAAGGUCGCUGUGCCGGAAUGGGCUUCAGACAUUGAGACUUGGAGCAGUGAUGACGACGAUACAAUUAUGAACAUUGCUAGGAAAGGUGCGAAGGCCGCUGGAAGCAAGAUCACUGCCACCGUGCGCAAGUCGGCCAUGAUCCCUGACGAUGAGUUCAAACGCGAGAGUACGGACAGAGAUGAAGUGCUCGACCAAGAAGCAAAGGCACCAAUUCCCUCCUAA
This is a messenger RNA of Heterobasidion irregulare TC 32-1, 456 nucleotides long. RefSeq lists its product as uncharacterized. Lineage: Eukaryota; Fungi; Basidiomycota; Agaricomycetes; Russulales; Bondarzewiaceae. The record is from RefSeq and is a predicted model, not a curated record. Bases 1 to 456 code for a protein of 151 amino acids. The transcript has 3 exons.